Messenger RNA from Colletotrichum gloeosporioides, 423 nucleotides. RefSeq lists its product as uncharacterized. The transcript is spliced from 3 exons. Bases 1 to 423 code for a protein of 140 amino acids. Lineage: Eukaryota; Fungi; Ascomycota; Sordariomycetes; Glomerellales; Glomerellaceae. The record is from RefSeq and is a predicted model, not a curated record.
AUGGUUAGUAACGCAGAGCUCCGCUAUUCUUCCGACAGGAAGAAGAUUGCCGACACUCUUAAAUACUCCGGGCCGGCGGUUAAAGGAAUUGCUGCGUUCGGUCCCACGCUCGCUAUAUAUGGCCAAAUCAACGGAUACGUCAAUAUUCUCGGAGAGGCGAAAGCGGGUGCGAGAGUCACCUUCGAUAGAUCACGCUUGUUUUGGCCGCAGGAUAGCAGUGACGUUGAAAAGUACGACGAAAUUCUGAACCUCGGCCUGACUGAAGAGCCCAAGAAGCCCAAUGGACUCCACGUGACACCAACCUUUGAAGCCGGCGUCCAAGUCAAGACCCAAAUUGAUGUCAUUUUACAAUCAGAGGCCAAUAUCGGUAUCCGCAUCGGCGGCGGCUCCUACACUGCCAGCAGUACUUUGAUUAAUGCCUAA